AGGUAGUCAUAGAGUAGAGUUUAAACUUUAGAUGUAUAUAGACUUUAGAGGUUAAGGAUUUAUAAAUAUGGAUAAUCAAACCAAAGUUUUAAAGUAUUUGAUUUCAAUAGAAAAGUUAGCUGAAGAAAUUAUAACCGAUAAACGUGAAAUUGUACUCUUAGACAAAAGAAGAAAUCAGAAUCGUGAAGCCCUUAGAGAUAUUAACAAAGCCUGUCAAACAAAGUGCUGGGUGACAGUAGGUUCUGUUUUGGUGAAACACAACCUGAGUGAUACUGUAGCACUGUUGGAAGCAGAUCAAAAACAACUCAACAUUGACAUUAACAAGUUACGGAGCAAUUUGAAAAUAAAAGUAAAUGAUCUAAGAGACUUAGAAAUGCAACCACCAGUCCCUGGUUCUAUGCUAGUCCCUUUGUCCGAUAAAGAGUCUGAAGGCUUGUCAAAUGUGGGUCUAUUUUCAACAUAAUAAAAAUGAAUUUAAA
Molecule: messenger RNA, 479 nt
Organism: Bicyclus anynana (squinting bush brown)
Lineage: Eukaryota; Metazoa; Arthropoda; Insecta; Lepidoptera; Nymphalidae
Gene: Pdrg1
Product: p53 and DNA damage-regulated protein 1
Exons: 1
Coding region: 68-463 (131 amino acids)
Biological process (GO): protein folding
Cellular component (GO): prefoldin complex
Source: RefSeq, a predicted model, not a curated record